ACAAUGUCAAUAUAAAUGCAUUCAGCUUUGAUCGUCACACGUAUUUGAAUAAACUUAUAAGUAGUGUAUUAUAUUAAAAAGAAUAAUAGAAUACUAAACUCAAUGGUAUAAUUGAAUGGUAUUAAUGUCUAAUGUAUUUAUUUAUCUGUCCUGCAUCGUUAAUUCUCGUGGUGUAAUCAGAGAAAAAAGUGGACAGUCGUUUUGUUUUAUCAUUUCAUUUUUUGUCACAAUUAUUGAGCAAUUAUUCUUGUUAAACGAUACAGCAAGCAGAAUAUCUUGUUCACUGGGUAAAAGAUGAAGUGUUAAGUAUUAAAUUUUGAUGUGUGAAAGUUGAUAACAUAUGUCUCGUACUAUUAAAUUUAUUAAAUAUACAUACCAUAAACAAUGGUCAAUAAUGUAGAAUAUAUUGGCAUACAUAUCCUGUUUUGACCAAAAUUUUCACUUAUACUCUAUUACCCGUCCACCAAAGAUAUGUCGUCUGAAGAAGCUUUUAGUGAUUCAUCGUUUGAUGAAAUAUUCAAAUCAUAUGCAUCUAAACUUUGUAGAAUUGUAUCUGAUGAUGAGACAGAGGGUGAACAUGAUAGUAAAUGGUAUGAAGGUACCAAUAAUAAUAAACAAAUAUGGUUUAAUCCAAUUGGCAAUCAGCCCAAUCUGGAAUAUUUUUCUGGCAUUCCUGGUAUCAAUUUAUCAAAUUCUAAAGUUGUCAAAUGCACUUCACCGAUAGACUUUUACUUAUUAUUUGUUGAUGAUGAGAUACUUACGUUGAUUGUAAGUCAAACUAAUCAUUAUGCAAAUCAAAUAAUGGAAAAAAAUCAAUCUGAACGAUUAAAUAAAUGGGUGCCUACUAAUGCACAAGAAAUUAAACAAUUUUUUGGUUUGAUUAUGUGGAUGGGAUUGGUGAAACUUCCAAGUAUACAGAUGUAUUGGACAACAGAUCCUUUCUUUGUACAAAGUUUUCCACGUACUGUGAUGUCCCGCAAUAGAUUUGAAAUAUUAUUGAGAAUGCUCCAUUUUGUGGACAAUGAGAAAAUUAUUAAUCCGAAUGACUUAUUAUGUAAGUUACAAACAUUGACUGACAUUUUAAAUAAAAAUUUUCAAGAAUAUUAUAAUCCUAGUGAGACUGUUUGUAUUGAUGAAUCUAUAAUCCCAUUCCGUGGAAAAACUAUAUCUAGGCAAUAUAUAAAAUUAUUUAAGUUAUGCAGCACAUCAGGAUAUGUAAAUUCUUUCCAAUUAUAUGCAGGAGAAACUACAAAUACAAAAGAAAGUACAACCAUAAAUGUAGUAAUGUCUCUCUGUCAAAAUAUAAUAAAUCAAGGACAUACGUUAUGUACAAAUAAAAGGUAUACGAGUAUCGUGUUGGCUGAAAAAUUACUUUCUCUUGGCACGCAUUUAAUUGGAACUCUUCAAGUAAAUCGUCAUGGUAUUCCAAAAGAAAUAUUAUCGCAGAAGCUAAAACAGGGUGAGAUCAUUGCAAGAGAACAUAAAAAUGGAUUAACUAUUUUAAAAUGGAAGGAUAAACGAGACAUACUUAUGCUCUCAACUAAACAUUCUGUGGAGAUGGUUACAGUUGCAGGUCGAAAAAAUAGUUCAAUUAAACCAAAGAUUUUUGUAGAUUAUAAUGCCAAUAAGUCAUAUGUUGAUAUAUCUGAUCAGAUAAAAUCAUAUUUCAAUCCACUAAGAAAAGGUCAAAAAUGGUAUAAAAGAAUAGCUUUUGAGCUUCUGCUUAAAACCUCAGUAAUAAAUGCUUGGGUAAUGUAUAACAAUAUAAUAACCCAACGUAUGUCAAUUUUUGAAUUUCAACAAAAAUUAGUAACACAACUAACAUCACGUAAAGGCGAUACUGACAAUGCAUCUUUACCCAGACCACAAAUUACAAUUAGAAAGCAUCACGAAAUACAGAGAAAAAGUGGAAGCGCUCGACAAAUUAGACGACGAUGCAAAAAAUGUUAUGAAGAUAAUGCAAAGGAAUUUGGUCGAUUAUAUGCAAAGAAUCGUACAAAGAAAGUAACUACAUAUUGUGGAAAUUGUACUGACAACCCUCACUAUUGUUUGCCAUGUUUUAAUAUGGUUCAUCGUGAUAUGCCUAUGUAAUAAUUUUUUAAUUUUCAUAAAUAAAAAUCAAUGUUAUUGUCCACCG
This is a messenger RNA of Polistes canadensis, 2137 nucleotides long. Its product is annotated as piggyBac transposable element-derived protein 4-like. The record is from RefSeq and is a predicted model, not a curated record. The transcript is spliced from 2 exons. Bases 472 to 2091 code for a protein of 539 amino acids. NCBI's taxonomy places the organism in Eukaryota, Metazoa, Arthropoda, Insecta, Hymenoptera, Vespidae.